AGCCCGCUCGCUCCCUCAGCGGCUCUGCGGUGGCUGGGGCCUCCCCCGCGCCGGGAUUGGAUGCGAGAGAACGGGGUGGGGGCGGGCGGGGGACCCCAGAAGCCCAGGUUCCCAGCUCUGGCGGAGAGCAGCGCGCACUGCAGACGCUGCGGGUCGGCUCCCGGGAGGACCUCCGCGCGGACCAGGCGGCCGGCGGGCGGCGCGGAGGAGGCGGCAGCGGAGGCCCGCGGGCGCCCACGAUGUUUGACAGCUCGCAGUACCCCUACAACUGCUUCAACUACGACGCCGACGACUUCCCGGCCGGCAGCUCCGACGAGGAGAAGCGGCUCACGCGGCCCGCGUACAGCUACAUCGCGCUGAUCGCCAUGGCCAUCCAGCAGAGCCCCGCGGGCCGGGUGACCCUGUCGGGCAUCUACGACUUCAUCAUGCGCAGGUUCCCCUAUUACCGCUCCAACCAGCGCGCCUGGCAGAACUCCAUCCGCCACAACCUGUCCCUCAACAGCUGCUUCGUCAAGGUGCCGCGGACCGAGGGCCACGAGAAAGGCAAAGGGAACUACUGGACGCUCGCCGGCGGCUGCGAGUCGCUGCUGGACCUCUUCGAGGGCGGCAACUACCGGCGGCGGCGCAGGCGGCGCGGCCCCAGGCGCGAGGGGGGCGCCCGGGAGCCGCCGGGUCCGUCCGAGCCGCUCAGUGCGCGCGGGUCCCCGGCCCCCCGCCCGGCCCCCGCCCCCGCCGGCCCCGCCGCCCUGGGGAAGCUGGAGCGCGGGGACCUCAAGUUCAGCAUCGACUCCAUCCUCUCGGCCCCCGACCCCUUUCCUGCGCUCACGUCGCCCCGCCGCGCGCCCGAGCGCAGAGACCCCGCGCUGGAGGCCCAGCACCUGAACCUGCGCUUCUGGACGAUGUGA
Equus caballus (horse) is the source of this 905-nucleotide messenger RNA. The record is from RefSeq and is a predicted model, not a curated record. NCBI's taxonomy places the organism in Eukaryota, Metazoa, Chordata, Mammalia, Perissodactyla, Equidae.